Molecule: messenger RNA, 3915 nt
Organism: Adineta steineri
Lineage: Eukaryota; Metazoa; Rotifera; Eurotatoria; Adinetida; Adinetidae
Source: the annotation of a GenBank genome assembly
AUGCCCGGGUCACGACGUGGCUUGGUUGCACCUCAAAAUACUUUCCUUGAAUCGAUCGUUCGUAAAUGCAGUGGUGCCCACACCGCGUUCAUAUUAUCCAAUGCUCAAAUAUUAGAUUAUCCAAUAGUUUAUUCCAACGAUGGUUUUACAAAAAUAUCGGGUUAUUUAAGAGCUGAUCUAAUGAAUAAAAGUUCAACGUGUAAUUUUAUGUACGGUGACUUAACUAGCACCGAUACACAAACAAAAAUACGUGAUGCAUUAGAAAAUUGUCAUAUUGAACAAAUUGAAGUACUUUUAUAUAAAAAAAACAAAACUCCGAUAUGGGUUUUUAUGCAAAUAGCUCCGAUAAUCAAUGAACGCGAUACUGUGGUGCUCUAUCUAUGUACAUUUACAGAUAUUACUGCACUUAAACAACCAAUUGAAACUGAAGAUGCUAAAGGUGGUCUUAGUAAAUUUGCACGUAUAGCAAAAUCUGUCACAAGAAAUCGAUCGAUUUUAAUGAACUUUACAACAGCAAAUGCAAAAGCAAUUCAAAUCGAUCCAACAAAACCAUCACAAUUACCUAAUCUACUCAAUCUAAGUGCAGAAGUAUUACCGAGUUAUCGACAAGAAGCACCAAGUACACCACCACAUAUAAUUCUUCAUUAUUGUACAUUUAAAACCGUGUGGGAUUGGGUGAUAUUAUUAUUGACAUUUUAUACAUCAUUAUUAGUACCGUAUCAUGCUGCAUUUCGUAGUAAAUCGCUAGAUGAUGUGCCAUUACUUGUUGUCGAUAGUAUUGUCGAUGUUAUUUUCUUUAUUGAUAUUAUUUUAAAUUUCCAUACAACAUAUGUACACACAAAAUCUGGAGAAGUUAUAUCUGAUCCAAAACGUAUUAGGAAAACAUAUUUAAAAAGUUGGUUUGUUAUUGAUUUAUUAGCUUGUUUACCAUAUGAUGUAUUUAAUGCAUUUCAAGAAGCUGAAGAAAUUUAUAUUUUUCAACGAUAUGGAAGUAUAUUUUCCGCAUUAAAAGUUUUACGUUUAUUACGGCUGGGUCGUGUCUUUAGAAAAUUAGACAAUUAUUUAGAAUAUGGUGCAGCUGUUCUUUUAUUACUUAUUUGUGUUUUUGUACUUGUUGCUCAUUGGUUUGCUUGUGUAUGGUAUACAAUCGGAUUUCGAGAAGGAAGAGGUGGUCCUGGUAAACGAAUGGAAUAUAGUUGGUUAGUAAAAAUGGAUAGAGAAUUACAUUAUGCAUGUAUUGAUUCGUAUGGUAAUCUAACAGCAUAUGAAUCAAAUGGUACAUGUCGAAAAGCAGCAUAUGUAACAGCACUUUACUAUACAAUGAGUUCAUUAACUAGUAUUGGUUUUGGUAAUGUUGCUGCAAAUAGUGAUAAUGAAAAAAUUUUUACAUGUGUUAUGAUGCUUAUUGGUUCAUUACUUUAUGCAACUAUAUUUGGUAAUGUAACAACAAUAUUUACUCAAAUGUAUUCUGCUACUGCGAGAUAUCAUGAAAUGUUAAGUAGUAUUCGAGAAUUUAUGCGAUUGCAUGGUAUGCCAAAUCAAUUAAAUGAACGUAUUAUGGAUUAUGUUGUAUCAACAUGGGCUAUGACAAAAGGUAUUGAUGCAACAAAAGUAUUAAAUUAUUGUCCAAAAGAUAUGCGUGCUGAUAUAUGUGUACAUAUGAAUCGAAGUGUAUUUAAUGAACAUCCAGCAUUUCGUUUAGCUAGUGAUGGUUGUUUACGUGCAUUAGCUGUUCAUUUUCAUAUAAACCAUUCUGCACCUGGUGAUAUGUUAUAUCAUUGUGGUGAAAGUCUUGAUAUGUUAUGUUUUAUUGUAUCUGGUUCGUUAGAAGUUAUACAAGAUGAUGAAGUUUUAGCAAUACUUAGUACUAAUGAUGUAUUUGGUGAUGAUUUUUGGAGUAAAAAUCGAGAUAAUGUUGGUCAAUCAGCAGCGAAUGUUCGUGCUUUAACUUAUUGUAAUUUACAUCAAAUACGACGAGAUCGUUUACUUGAAGUCUUGGAUUUUUAUCAUCCAUUUAGUGUUUCAUUUGCUCGUAAUAUGGUGCUUACUUAUAAUCUAAGACAUCGUGUUGUAUUUCGUAAAAUAGCUGAUGUUAAACGUGAACGUGAAUUAGCUGAAACAAGAAAAAAUGAAGGUUUAGAUCAAAUUAGUUCUGAUCAUCCUGUACGAAAACUAAUAUCAAAAUUUCGUAAAAUAUCUCAAGAAAGUCGUGCUGCUUCCCAAAAUAAUCCGACUACAUCUGUACCUUCAGCAGGAUCAACAAAUUCAUCCCAACCACAACCAUUGUUACCAAUUAUACCAGAAACAGCUGUUCAACCACCUAGUGCUGAACCAAUGGAUACUACACCACUACUAAACACAAAUUCUUUAGCAUCUCUUCAACUUUUACAAUUACCUGCAUCAUCUACUAAUAAACAACGAGAUAAAUUAGAAACAAUAUCAGAACGUAUAGAAUCACAAGAAUCUCAAGUAUCACAGAUAACAUCUCUUAAUCAAAGUCCACCAUUACAGCGACAUCCAAAGUCAAGUAAAUGGAAAUGGUUAAAAACUGGUUCAACUGAACCAGAAAGUGAUACAGGAAUAGCACUAGCACCAGCACCAACAACACCUACAAUAAUAAAACCAUCAUUAAUUCAAACAACAAAUAAUCCAUUUGAUCCAAAUACAUCUGAUGAUGAAUUACAAUCAAAAACAGUCUUUCGAAGUGAACGAAGACCAUCGAUUCCACUAAGUCUAUUUAUACCAGAAUCGGCUCGACGUGGAAGUAUAAAAACAUUCGACGAUAGAACUGAUGAACAAAAACAAUUGAAUGAAACUCAUUCAGAUAUAAAUGCAGCAUUUGGACCACAUCGUAGUGUAUCAUCACAGUUUGGUGAACAUCAAUUGUUAUCAUCAUUAUUUGAUAUAAAAACUGAUUUGAGUAAUGAAGUACGUGCAUUGACUAGACGUAUGACGCAUAUUGAUGAACAAAUUAGUCAGAUUUUCCAUUUUCUUUCACCAUUAAAUACAUCCACAGCAAAUAAUUUACCGUCAAUUCCAAAACCAACAUCAGCAACACCACCACAACUUGCACCUUCGCCUCACCCAGCACCAUUAUCACCAAUAACUACGGGAUUAUCGCCUGAUACAAAUGUUACUUCUGUGGCAAUUUCUCCAUUAUUUGAAACAGCAUCAUUCUAUUCCGAUUUAAAUUCUAAAACGAAUAUAUACGAUACUAAUCAACCAUCACCUCCAAUAACAUCAGAUAUACAUGAUUCAUCUCGACAAUCAAGAACAAGCGAACAAAAUCCUGGAACACCACCAUUACGUCAAAUAAGUUAUUAUGAUCUUGCAGCACUAUCAAUUCCACCACCAUCGAUUUAUAAUCGUUCAGCUAGUUCAUCUAUUGCAAGUUUAGGUGGAUCAACAACAUCACGUGGUUCAAUAUCAAAUAAAAUAGCACCAGCACCUGUACCAUCAUCACCUGUUAGCCCAAAAAAUCCAUUACCGACUAGAUUUCAACCAAUUUCAAAUACACGUUAUAAUCCAGGUCGUUCACCUAAAUUAAAAUCACGUUUACAUCAUAGUCGAAGUAGUGGUGGUAAAUAUCAACAGCAACAUCCUGAAAAAUCAACUAUUAUUGAACUUGAAUCACCAACACAACAAAGUGCAUCCAAUAAAAAUGUUUCACUCCUAUCAACAUCUAUAAAAAGUCCACCAACAAUAAAACCAAGUGGAAGUGUAUUUCGUCGUUUCAUGCCAGGUGGUGGUAGUAGUAGUACAGAAAAAACAACCAUAACAUCAUCAUCAACUCUUCUCUAUCCACCGACUAGUGAUGAUGAACGUGCAAUAAGUCCCGCAAGUUCAGGUAAUGAUGAUGAUGAUUAUCGACCAUUAACAUCAUCAUCGAAUAAAUAUCAUCAUACACCAUUAUAA